CAGUUUUGUUGUAGUUGAUUAGAAUCAGUUGUAAGCAAUAAUGAGUGGAAUGGGCAAAACUGGUGGAAAAGCACGCGCCAAGACUAAAACUCGUUCCUCUAGAGCUGGGUUGCAGUUCCCUGUCGGUCGUGUUCACAGGCUUCUUCGCAAAGGCAACUACGGCGAGCGCGUUGGUGCUGGUGCUCCAGUUUAUUUGGCCGCUGUACUCGAGUAUCUCACUGCUGAGAUUCUGGAAUUGGCUGGAAACGCUGCUCGGGACAAUAAGAAAACACGUAUUAUUCCCCGUCAUCUCCAGCUAGCGGUGCGCAACGACGAGGAGUUGAACAAACUUUUGGGUGGCGUGACCAUCGCUCAGGGCGGUGUGUUGCCCAACAUCCAGGCCGUGCUGUUGCCCAAGAAAACUGAGAAGCCAGCCAAAACCAAAUAAAUUAACUUUA
Messenger RNA from Labeo rohita (rohu), 437 nucleotides. Its product is annotated as histone H2A-like. NCBI's taxonomy places the organism in Eukaryota, Metazoa, Chordata, Actinopteri, Cypriniformes, Cyprinidae. The coding region runs from base 41 to 427 and encodes 128 amino acids. The transcript has a single exon. Gene Ontology annotation, cellular component: nucleosome. The record is from RefSeq and is a predicted model, not a curated record. Gene Ontology annotation, molecular function: protein heterodimerization activity; DNA binding; structural constituent of chromatin.